GUUUUUUCCCAUCUUUUCUUAUUUACUUUUUAUCAAUUCAUAUUUAUGAUUAAAUCUAUUUCUUCACUUCUAGACGAAGAGUCUAACGAAAGAAUACAUAAUAAAAAAAACUAUAGCUGGUAUGAUAAAGACCCGGGAGAGUCUACUCCUUUGUUAAAUAUUACAACACAGAAAAGCUCUAAAAAAAAAGCACUUCAAAUUAUUGCUACAAUAGCAAUUUGUGUUUUUAUUAUCGUCUUAGGGACUCAAUUUGUCUAUAAUCCUUUCAAGAAAAAAUCAGAAAAAUUACCACAGCUAACAGAUGCUGAAAAAUUUAUACUAGAAUUCCCUUCCAAUACUAGUAUUCGUAAUUAUCUCAAAACAUAUACUUCAGAAGCCCAUUUGGCAGGUACUACUAAUGAUAAAAGACAGGCUGAAUGGACACAUGCACAAUUCCAAAGCUUUGGUUUACAAUCCGAGAUCGUAACCUAUUGGCCUCUUCUCAAUUAUCCAAUUGAACGCCGUCUAGCGCUCAUUUCUGGACCUCCCGAGUUUCGAUUUGAAGCCAAAUUGAGAGAGGACGUUAUUGAGGAGGAUGAGACAAGUCAGGAUCCCAAUGUUAUUCCAACCUUUCAUGGCUACUCAAAGAAUGGUACAGUGAGAGGUCCCGUUAUUUACGCUAAUUACGGUCGUCUCCAGGACUUUCAGUUCCUUAAGGAUCAAGGUAUCCCAUUGAAUGGUACAAUAGCUCUUGUUCGUUACGGUGGAUCUUUUAGAGGCCUCAAAGUACGUGCUGCAGAAGUCUUUGGAUGUGCAGGUGUCCUAAUUUACUCUGACCCUAUUGACGAUGGACCUGUCGACAAAAAGAAUGGUGAAUCCUACCCUAACGGUCCAUGGCGUUCUCCAAGUUCGGUUCAACGUGGCUCUGUUCAAUAUAUAUCAUUAAUCACUGGGGAUCCCUUAACGCCUGGCUAUGCCGCUACAGAAAAUGCAACACGUAUUCAACCAGAGGACUCACCGGGACUUGCUAAAAUCCCUUCCCUUCCACUUUCAUGGGAAGAUGCGCUUCCACUCCUCAAAGCUACUCAAGGGCGUGGUAUUCGUGGUGGUAGUGAUGAUGAUUGGUCUGGAGGCUUAAAAGGAGUGGACUAUUUUAGUGGUCCUACAGAAGGUGAAGUGAUCAUGAUAAAUCAUAUCAAAAAUAAAAUUACACCUAUUUGGAAUGUAGUAGCACGUAUUGAUGGAUGUGAAGAAGGUAAUAGAGCAGUUAUUUUGGGCAACCAUCGUGAUGCCUGGGUGUACGGUGCUGUAGAUCCUUCCUCAGGUUCUGCCUCAUUAUUGGAAUUGGCUCGUGGGUUUGGUCAACUACUCAAGAUAGGAUGGUGUCCACGAAGAACGAUUUUGUUAGCCUCUUGGGACGCUGAAGAGUAUGGCUUAGUUGGCUCUACAGAAUGGGUGGAGGAUAAUCAAGAAUGGCUUAAACAAGAGGCUGUUACAUAUAUCAAUGUUGAUACAGCUGUUUCAGGCUCACAUUUUAAAGUAGCGGCUUCACCUUCCUUAAAACGUCUUUUAUAUACCAUGACAAAAUAUGUAAAGGAUCCCAACUCGAGUAAGUCUGUCUUUGAUGUCUGGUCAACUGAAAAUACUCUGCCACAUAUAGGUGAAUUAGGGUCUGGCUCUGAUUUUGUAGGAUUUUUGGACCACUUGGGUAUUGCAAGUAUCAGCAUGGCUUUUAAAGGUGCUUAUGGUGUUUAUCAUAGCAACUAUGAUAGCUUUCAUUGGAUGGAAAAGUUUGGUGAUCCACAAUUUUUAUACCAUGAGACACUUGUGAAAGUAUGGGGUUUAAUAGCCCUACGUUUAGCUGAUUCGCCUCUAUUGCCUAUUCAUCCUAUUGACUAUGCACAAAAAUUAAAUGAAUAUGUAAAAACCCUAACACGGUACGCAAAACACCAAUAUAAAUUUUCCAAACUAGAGGCAUCUAUUAGGGAAUUGAGCAAGCAGGCAGAUCGUUUUGAACGAUAUUUAAAUGAUCAAACCAACGAUAAACUAACCUAUUUUGAACGUAAUUUUAUUGAUGAAGAAGGUAUUAAAGGGCGUGAAUGGUUUAAGCAUGUAGUUUAUGCUCCAGGCCUUUGGACAGGUUAUUCUUCUCAGGUCUUUCCUGCUAUUGUGGAAGCUAUAGAUGCCAAAGAUAAAGAUCAAAUUAAAUAUACGGAAGAAAGAGCUGUCUUAGCAAUUCAACAGGCUACUAAGAGUUUACAGCAAUAAAAAUGUUGGUUUUAACUUUUAUUAUACAAGAAAAUAUUAUUUGUUUGAGAAAAAUAAUAAAAUAUUCUAUACAAGAUGGUAUAUGUAAAACUACUAAAUCCCUCCUCCUCUAUUUUUUUUUCUUUUUUUUUUUCUUUUUUUAGUAUAAAGUAGAAGAGGGCAUAUUUGAUCCUAUGUUUGUU
Cokeromyces recurvatus is the source of this 2429-nucleotide messenger RNA. RefSeq lists its product as uncharacterized. The coding region runs from base 46 to 2247 and encodes 733 amino acids. The record is from RefSeq and is a predicted model, not a curated record. The transcript has 2 exons. Lineage: Eukaryota; Fungi; Mucoromycota; Mucoromycetes; Mucorales; Mucoraceae. Gene Ontology annotation, molecular function: carboxypeptidase activity.